Molecule: messenger RNA, 1620 nt
Organism: Penicillium canariense
Lineage: Eukaryota; Fungi; Ascomycota; Eurotiomycetes; Eurotiales; Aspergillaceae
Product: RNA-binding signal recognition particle subunit SRP54
Exons: 2
Coding region: 1-1620 (539 amino acids)
Biological process (GO): SRP-dependent cotranslational protein targeting to membrane; SRP-dependent cotranslational protein targeting to membrane, translocation
Cellular component (GO): signal recognition particle, endoplasmic reticulum targeting; cytosol
Molecular function (GO): GTPase activity; GTP binding; 7S RNA binding
Source: RefSeq, a predicted model, not a curated record
AUGGUCCUUCAGGAUCUCGGGCGGCGUAUCAACUCCGCCGUCAAUGACCUCACGAGGUCUAACAACCUCGAUGAGAAGGCAUUCGAUGACAUGCUCAAAGAGAUCUGUGCUGCACUUCUCUCUGCUGAUGUAAACGUUCGACUUGUCCAGACACUACGCAAGUCCAUAAAGUCCAGCGUCAACUUCUCCUCACUCCCCGCCGCCGUCAACAAGAAGCGUCUGAUCCAGAAGACUGUCUUCGAUGAGUUGGUGGCUUUGGUCGACCCUCAUGCGCAGCCCUUCCGCCCCAAGAAGGGGCGUCCCAAUGUGAUCAUGUUUGUCGGUCUUCAGGGUGCGGGUAAGACGACUACUUGUACGAAAUUGGCCCGUCACUACCAAACACGCGGGUUCAAGACGGCGCUGGUCUGCGCAGAUACCUUCCGUGCCGGUGCCUUCGACCAACUGAAGCAGAACGCAACCAAAGCCAAGAUCCCGUAUUAUGGUAGCUUGACCCAGACCGAUCCCGCCAUCGUUGCGGCGGAGGGUGUUGCCAAGUUCAAGAAGGAGCGAUUCGAUAUCAUUAUCGUGGAUACCAGUGGUCGUCACCGCCAAGAGGAGGAGCUGUUCACCGAGAUGACCCAGAUUCAAAAUGCCGUCACCCCGGACCAGACCAUCCUGGUUCUUGACGGUACUAUCGGUCAGGCUGCGGAGUCCCAAUCGGCUGCUUUCAAGGAGACUGCUGACUUUGGUGCCAUCAUUAUCACCAAGACCGAUGGUCACGCUGCAGGUGGUGGUGCUAUCUCCGCUGUUGCUGCUACACAUACCCCUAUCAUCUUCCUCGGUACUGGUGAGCACAUGAUGGAUCUCGAGCGAUUCGAGCCGCGCGCAUUCGUUCAAAAGCUGCUUGGUAUGGGCGACGUGGCUAGCCUUGUGGAGCAUGUGCAAGCUGUCACCAAGGACUCCGCCGCGGCCAAGGAGACCUACAAGCACAUCGCUGAGGGUAUCUACACGCUGCGUGAUUUCCGUGAGAAUAUCACCUCGAUCAUGAAGAUGGGCCCUUUGUCCAAGCUAUCCGGCAUGAUCCCUGGUCUCUCGAACCUGACCCAGGGUCUGGACGACGAGGACGGUUCGCUGAAGUUGCGCCGUAUGAUCUACAUUUUCGACAGUAUGACCGCCGCCGAGAUUGACAGCGACGGCAAGACCUUUGUCGACCAGCCCAGCCGCAUGGUUCGCAUCGCCCACGGUAGCGGUACUACCGUUCGCGAGGUCGAAGACCUUCUCUCCCAACACCGUAUGAUGGCCGGUAUGGCCAAGCGGGUUGGUGGCCAGAAGAAGCAGAUGCAGCGGGCACAGAACAUGCUCAAGGGCGGUAACAACCAGCAGCAGCUCGCCGCCAUGCAGAAGCGGAUGGCUGCCAUGGGUGGCGCCGGUGGAAUGGGUGGAAUGGGCGGUAUGCCUGGUAUGGGCGAUAUGGCCAAAAUGAUGCAGAUGAUGGGUGGCGGCCAGGGUGGCGGCGGUAUACCCGGCCUUGGAGGCAUGGAUCUGCAGAGUAUGAUGAGCCAGAUGGGUGGGUUGAUGGGAGGCAUGGGCGGUGGUGGCGGCGGAGGUGGUGGCGGUGGUGGACGUGGACGCGGACGGUAG